Molecule: messenger RNA, 1887 nt
Organism: Cylindrotheca closterium
Lineage: Eukaryota; Bacillariophyta; Bacillariophyceae; Bacillariales; Bacillariaceae
Source: the annotation of a GenBank genome assembly
AUGGCUUCCUUCAUCCAACAUGACAGCUUGAGUCAAAAUGGAACAUCUUGGCUCUCAUGUUUUGACUGUUCUGACAGGAAUUCAGAGUCGUCAGGUAAUAAUGCUGCUUACAUGACUGUGCCCUUCGAACACAAGUCGCUUCAGACAGGUGACGAGAUGAAGCAAACGGAAGCCUACCUCGCUGCUGAACUCAAUAAGCUAACAGUGCAAGAACGAGCAAAGGCGAUGGACGACAUCCACUGCGUUGGUGAAGAGCUCAAUGAGACACCUGAGAUGAUUGAGCAAUCACUAAGGGAGUUUGAUCAUUUACUUCAAAAGAUGAAAACUCCAACAUACGAAAUGGCCGUGAAUCAGAACAAAGCAUUCGUCGAAGACCCUUCAUUCCGGCUUCGGUUUCUGAGGUGCAACAUGCACGAUGUCAAUCGAUCCGUACGUCAAAUGAUGGAGUUUUUGAAGCAUAAAGCAACUUAUUUUGGGGAGGACAAUGUCGCUCGGGAGAUCACCUUAGAUGACCUAGAUGAUGAAGAUAUGUCGUUGCUAUUGUCGGGCCUGUACCAUAUUCAGGAUGGAAGAGAUCGCAAAGGACGAGUCGUCAUGCACGCAACCACUGACAUGUUGGGGGGGUGUAAGACUGAGAACAUUAUCCACGUUGCAUAUUACAUGUGGAACAAUAUCUUGCUUUCAAUUCCGGAAGUACAGACAAAAGGGUUGGUGAUCAUAUUUUAUGAUUUGACAAAACCUGGGAAGAAGUUUGUGAUGCCUCGAUUUAAUACGAUUACCUACACAAAUGUGCUACUAUCCUUUCCAUUGAGGUACUCUGCAAUGCACAUGUGCCUCAAGAAGGACACUGGGAAUUUGCCGUUGUACAACGCUCUCGUGAAUAGCUCCAUAUACAUACUGCCGCAGCAAACAAGAGCUCGAAUUCGUCUUUUCUAUGGCACUGACAUUGAAAUACACUACUAUCUUCGAUCCCACGGUAUACCCACUGACAACUGCCCCGUCGACUUCUAUGGGAGUUUACGUAUGGACAUUUUGAACAAUUGGUUUGAGAACCACAAAGCUACAAUUGACGCCGGCAAUGAUCCCUCAUCCGGAUAUCCCCCAUUGCCGCAGCAAGCUUUGGCGUCGGAGAGAGACUGGGCGGCAAAAGCGAUUAUCCCAGAAGGUGUCUCUGAUCUUGGGAUUCUGCUCGAUAAUCACAGGCUACCUUCAUCGCACGAUGUCUUGCUAGGCCGCGGGUGGAAGCUGCAGAACCAUGAAGGCAAUGUCCGUUUUCGACUGUUUGUGGAAGGAUACAUAUACGCCUACGACAACACGCCACGGCAGCAACGACGCUGGGCGGCAAAAGCGAUUAUCCCAGAAGGUGUCUCUGAUCUUGGGAUUCUGCUCGAUAAUCACAGGCUACCUUCAUCGCACGAUGUCUUGCUAGGCCGCGGGUGGAAGCUGCAGAACCAUGAAGGCAAUGUCCGUUUUCGACUGUUUGUGGAAGGAUACAUAUACGCCUACGACAACACGCCACGGCAGCAACGACGCUGGGCGGCAAAAGCGAUUAUCCCAGAAGGUGUCUCUGAUCUUGGGAUUCUGCUCGAUAAUCACAGGCUACCUUCAUCGCACGAUGUCUUGCUAGGCCGCGGGUGGAAGCUGCAGAACCAUGAAGGCAAUGUCCGUUUUCGACUGUUUGUGGAAGGAUACAUAUACGCCUACGACAACACGCCACGGCAGCAACGACGUGAGUUUUCGUACAAUCUUGCUCGUUUGCUCCGCGGGAAAGGGGUUAAGUUCUGGAAGAAAACAAAGGACGGUGUAUGGAGAGAGGGCACGCUGGAGGAUUCUGAAAAGAAGGUUGGGGACUUGUUUCGAUCGAUACGACGGAAGCUUUCAUCGUGA